AAACUUCUUCUUCUUCAUCUCUCUCUCUCUCUCUCUCUCUCUAAACAUUUGUAAGAUUUGGUUAGCAGGAUAUAUGGCUGAGGUGUUGGAUAGCAGGAUUCAUAUCUUGAAUGAUGACAAUGAAAUCAUAAGCAAGAACAUGCAGGUGCAGUUAGAGCAAUCUGAUUCCAAAGAAGACCGGAAUGAGAUAUAUCAACCACCAGACGAAUGGCUUCCAAUUACUCAAUCAAGAAGAGGGAAUUCAUGGACUGCUACAUUCCAUUUGCUUUGCUCUGGAAUCGGAACCCAAACACUCUCUCUACCCAUCGCCUUUCUAUACCUUGGCUGGUUUUGGGGGAUUAUGUGUUUGUCUGUGGCAUUUGUGUGGCAGCUAUACACCAUUGGAGUGCUAGUGAGUCUUCAUGAAUCGGUCCCUGGUACUCGUUUCAGUAGAUAUCUUCAACUUUCUAUAGCUGCUUUUGGUGUAAAAUUGGGGAAACUUCUAGCCAUUUUCCCUAUAAUGUAUCUCUCAGGAGGCACAUGUGUGAUGUUCAUAAUCACAGGGGGUGGAACCAUGAAGCUUUUCUAUCAACUCUUGUGUGGGGAUUGCUCUUCCAAACACCCUUUGACAACAACAGAAUGGUUCUUGGUUUUUAUUACUCUGGCAAUUCUUGUGUCUUUAUUUUGUGCAAACUUGCAUUCGGUAGCUUUGAUGUCGUUUCUUGGAGCAACAAUGGCUGUUGGAUAUUGUACAAUAUUAUGGAUUGUGUUUGUUGCAAAAGGGAAGGUAGAUGGCGUUGUGUAUGAUCCAUCAGAAGCCGUCUCAUCAGAAUCUGGUCGUGUUCGAAGUAUUUUUAAUGCACUUGGGAUCAUUGCAGUUGCCUUUAGAGGCCAUAAUGUUGUGUUAGAGAUACAGGGUACAAUGCCAUCAACCCCAAAUCGCUCAUCAUCAAAGUUCAUGUUAAAAGGAGUGGUAGCAUCAUAUCUCAUUAUUGCAAUGUGUUUCUUCCCCCUAGCAAUUGUUGGAUAUUGGGCAUUUGGAAACAAGCUUCCAAUCAACGGAGGAGUGCUAAUUGCAAUCUCAACCACCCUUAACUACCACAUGCCUAAACCAUUGCUAGGUCUCAUAUACAUGCAGAUCAUUAUAAGUUGUGUCACCGCUUUCCAAAUGUACAGCAUGGUUGUGUAUGACAACUUGGAGCGCGUAUACGCAAGCCGAGCAAAACACGAAUGCACAAAGUUAGUUCGUAUGGGUAUCCGGAUUUUCUUUGGAGGCUUGACCUUCUUUAUAUCUGUGGCGUUUCCAUUUCUGCCAAGCUUAGCACUAAUUAUCGGAGGGAUUUCUUUGCACUUGACGUUUGGUUACCCAUGUGAUACGACCCGAACCGCAAGCCGACCCGUGAAGAUCCAUUUCAACACCACAUCCUUUAUUUUAGCAUGCAUACAUACAUCUGCACGUUCUCAUAUUUGCUAUUGCAUAUUUGCAUUUCUUCCAUGUUUCCUAAUUGUUAGUUAAAUUAAAGUAGUGGGUUAGUGGCCAUGUUUAGGUUAGUUAUUUGAUUGUUUAUUUGUUUUGUAAGCCUUUAAAAAGGGAUUCGUAUCAUUAAUGGAAGAAGAAGAAGAAAAUUAUUG
This is a messenger RNA of Helianthus annuus (common sunflower), 1611 nucleotides long. RefSeq names its product lysine histidine transporter-like 8. The record is from RefSeq and is a predicted model, not a curated record. The transcript has 5 exons. Gene Ontology annotation, cellular component: plasma membrane. The coding region runs from base 74 to 1495 and encodes 473 amino acids. NCBI's taxonomy places the organism in Eukaryota, Viridiplantae, Streptophyta, Magnoliopsida, Asterales, Asteraceae.